ACAGCUCACACAACAUUUUCUUCCGGAAAUUUUCUGAAUUGUAAUUUGUAAACAAAACUAAAAAUUUAAUUUUGUUACAAUGUUCAGCCAGAAAGAUACUUCCAAGAAGUCCGAACUUCUGGACAAGGCAAAAUCUUCUCGUACUGAGCGUGCUCUCCUUCGGAAGAAAGAACAAUCUGUGGUCAGGAUACAGUCUCUUGUUCGCAGUUUCAUCUGUAGAAGAAGGUACAGGAGAGCCAUGCUGCAGAAUGUGGACAAGAUCCUCCAAGCAAACCCUGGCAUCCCAGACAAUCCUGAUGCUAUCACACAUUUUUUUCCAGCUGCUGAAGUAUACAUUGCUAUCAAGAGAUUCCUCUAUAUCUAUGAUGAGAAGAAGGAUUUAAAGAGGUUUGAAAAGAUAUGCAGAUAUCUGACUGCUAGUAUGGAAUCCAGUAAAGAUGCAAAGGUUUGGUAUGUUUCACUAGCUCUCACCAAAGAAUAUGUGUUGCCAUGGAUACAACAACUCAAACAGAUACUGUGGCUCUGUGCAUCACAACUAAAAAAACUCAAGCCGGACUUGCCAAUAGCUGCCAAAAGCAUUGCCCUUCAUCUACACAUGCUCAUCACUUUCACGGACACUGCAACAUGGAAAAUAUUCCAGAUACCAAAAGCUGAUGCUUUACGAGCCAGCAUGGGGCAGAUCUGUUCCAAUGUCAUGGGCCACCUCGUCACCAAAGGGCUGUAUCCUGUCAUCCAUACCUUGCUCAAGGAAGGCCUGACAAAGCGACAGCCAGCUCUAUCACCAACCGUCCUCAAUGCCACCAUGGUUGUAGCAUGGCGGCCUCUUGUAGCCGGUAGCUUCUCGUCCAAUCUCCUGUGCAUCUUCAUCUCUCACAUACUCCCUGUACCAGGCUUGGUCAGCCAUCUCUCAACAGCCAAAGCAGAAACGCUGACAGCGAUGAAAAACAACGCCCUCUUGCCUCAUUGCCUGAAGUACCUUAGCACCGAAGGAGGUUGCAGGACCAUCCUCUCCAUGGUAGAUGCUACCUACUCCCUCUGCCUUCUUGCCAACAUGGUUCACUUAGCUCAUCUGGAUAACGAAAGUCUCAAAAGUAAUCUACAACUGUUCAUGAAUGUGACAACUACAUUGUUGAACCACUGCCAGGCAUUUGUUGGAAAGAAGAAAUCCAACACUACAUCAUGGCAUCCUGUAUUAGGCUGGUUCUCACAGCCCUUUGAUAACAGGUUACAAGAGGCCAUGGGAUUUGUGCAACAGCAAUUACAGCAUCUUUGGGGCCAGACCAUACUUCCUACCUGUGUUCUAGGGGUGUUGAAAGGACUGCAACCAGAGGAGGUCUCCAAUCAUACAGAGGGAAAGACUCCAACUAGAGGUGGAAACUUACUGAAGAAGCUGCAACGUAUGACAUCGAAGCUUGGAAACCACAAGUCAUGCAAGAGCCUCAACUCACAAGAAGUCAUCUUAGUGUGUUCUCUAUGUUCCAUGUAUCAGACUGCACUCAGUACAUUGACAGAGCUGAGGAGAGAUAUACUCACAGGACUAAGUUACCGGGACCUGCUCCUGCCCAGACUGUGGAAGUUCAUUGCAGAGCUUGGUCCUCAUGGUGGUCUUAGAGUGUUCCAGGACUGUUUGGCUAACAGUCCCUCCGACCAGCAAUCAAUACUCUCCGUGCUCAUGCUGUUCUGUGACAGUGCUAGCUAUCUCAUUGCAAUUUUAGAUGAUGGAGAGUUUUACGAUCAGCAGAUUCCGUUUCAUCCUGAUGAUCUUCUGGCCGUGUCUUCGUUUCUCAACCUCUUUGUCUUCAAGGUGAUAUGGGAGCACAACUUGGAUGAGAAUCCUAAGCUACAGAGUCUGUUCAACUCCACGCAUACCUUACUGAUGCUGCUCUUUGAUAAAGAUUGUAGGAGACAGUUUGCUACUCCUGCCCAUUGGCUUGUCAAGGACCUGAAGAUGAGCACCUUCAAGUCCGAGUUGGAGAAGAGCUCCAAGCGAGCAGAUCUGAUCCUCCAGAAGAUACCUCAUAUCAUUCCACAUAGAGAGAGAGUGAUUCUAUUCAGGAAACGAGUAAGCGAUGAGAAGAAAUCGUUGGGUUAUACCGAGUCUCCUAUGUCCCAGCCGCACUCAACGUACAUCACAGUACAUAGAUCUAGGCUUGUAGAGGAUGGAUAUCAGCAGCUUGCAUCCGUGGCAUCCCAGGCUCUGAAAGGAUGUAUCAGAGUGAACUUCAUCAAUGAACAGGGUCUCGAUGAAGCAGGUAUCGAUCAAGAUGGAGUCUUCAAAGAAUUCCUGGAAGAGAUUAUCAAGACUGUCUUCAACCCUUCACUCAACCUGUUCAAGACCACAGAAGAACAGAGAUUAUACCCAAGCCCUACAUCUUACAUCAAUGAGAAUCAUCUUCCUCUCUUUGAGUUUGUGGGCAAGAUGCUCGGCAAAGCUGUCUAUGAGGGAAUCGUAGUGGAAGUGCCAUUCGCUCAUUUCUUUCUGAGUCAGAUCUUGGAUCACACUCACAGCACCCUCUACAGUCCGAUUGACGAACUGCCCUCACUGGACAAAGAACUCUACAAGAAUCUCACAUUUGUCAAACAUUAUGAUGGUGAUGUUGCCGAUUUAGACCUGGGGUUUUCUCUGGAUGAAGACUUCAUGGGGAAGCUCAUCACUCACGAACUCAUACCCGGCGGCAAAGCUAUAACAGUCAACAACCAAAACAAGAUCAAGUACAUCCAUCUGAUGGCCCACUUCCGCAUGUGCCAGCAGAUCCGCGACCAGACCCGUGCCUUCAAGCGAGGCUUCCUCUCCCUCGUCAACCCCCUAUGGUUGGCAUGGUUCUCUGGACCAGAACUCCAGAGGCUCAUCUCAGGGGAUGUCAACGCUCUGGACUUGAAUGAUCUCAGGAAACACACGCAGUACUACGGAGGGUUUCACAACUCCCAUCGGGUAAUCAACUGGCUGUUUGAUAUCCUCAGCAAUGACUUCACCUUCGAAGAGAGGGGGCUCUUCCUCAAGUUUGUGACGAGCUGUUCCAAACCUCCUCUGCUUGGCUUUGCUCACCUGGAACCUCCAUUCUCUAUCAGAUGUGUGGAAGUCAGCGAUGAUCAGGAUACUGGGGAUACGGUUGGUAGCGUGCUGCGUGGCUUUCUACGUAUCCAGCGUCGCGACCCAGUCAGCCGCCUCCCGACCUCGUCGACCUGCUUCAAUCUUCUCAAGCUGCCCAACUACCAGAAGAAGAGUACACUGAAGGAGAAGCUACGUUAUGCAAUCACUAGUAACACGGGAUUCGAGCUGUCAUAGCGGGGUUUGGUUUGCUUGGAAUUACAUGUACAUGUGUGUUGUGCAAUUAGGUAUGUUCUCAUCAGCUCCAGAUUGCCAAAUAGCCUGCUAUUUCUAAUUUGGGAAAUAAUCCUGAAGUUAAAAAUCGCGUCUUCAUCAGCUUGAGACUCGACCUUGGAGCUUGAAACUCGAGCUUGAGAAAUUAGCUUGAGAUAUUUUGCUCAGCGUUCACGCAUAGCG
Molecule: messenger RNA, 3505 nt
Organism: Strongylocentrotus purpuratus (purple sea urchin)
Lineage: Eukaryota; Metazoa; Echinodermata; Echinoidea; Camarodonta; Strongylocentrotidae
Gene: ube3b
Product: ubiquitin-protein ligase E3B
Exons: 28
Coding region: 80-3286 (1068 amino acids)
Biological process (GO): protein polyubiquitination; ubiquitin-dependent protein catabolic process
Molecular function (GO): protein binding; ubiquitin protein ligase activity
Source: RefSeq, a predicted model, not a curated record